This is a messenger RNA of Nerophis ophidion (straightnose pipefish), 5954 nucleotides long. Its product is annotated as zinc finger protein 721-like. Gene Ontology annotation, molecular function: RNA polymerase II cis-regulatory region sequence-specific DNA binding; DNA-binding transcription factor activity. Gene Ontology annotation, biological process: regulation of transcription by RNA polymerase II. The coding region runs from base 1392 to 3122 and encodes 576 amino acids. The record is from RefSeq and is a predicted model, not a curated record. The transcript is spliced from 7 exons. NCBI's taxonomy places the organism in Eukaryota, Metazoa, Chordata, Actinopteri, Syngnathiformes, Syngnathidae.
UCGGGAUCCCCCGGGAGGAGCUAGACGAAGUGGCUGGGGAGAGGGAAGGCUGGGCUUCCCUGCUUAGGCUGUUGCCCCCGCGACCUAAUAAGUGGAAGAAGAUGGAUUGAUGGAUGCAUUCCGUUUUUAAAGGCAAUCUGUCAUAACCUUUCUAGCAUUCAAUCUGACAUUAUUGUUAGGUUUUGUAUACCGUAUUUCCUUGAAUUGCCGCAGGGCAUAUAGUAUGCGCCUGCCUUGAAUUACUGCCGGAUCAAACUCGCUUCGCAAAAUAAUUAGCGCAUGCUUAGUAUUACCGCCGGGUCCAACUCGUGACGUCAUGAGUGACACUUCCCCUGUCACCAUUUUCAAAAUGGAGGAGGCUGAUUUCAAUACUGGUAAUUUGAAAUUGCAUAAAGGGAAGAAGAUUGAGAGCUAUUCAGUAGGAUUUAAGGUCCAAGCUUACAUCACACUCACAUUUUUACUGCAUGCCUUUGGUAAGUGCCGGAGUGAGAAGAGGUUUUAAAAUAAUUAGCGCAUGCUUACUUUUACCGCAUGCCUUUGGUUAGCGCAGGAGUGAGAAGAGGUUUUAAAUUAAUUAGCGCCCCGGUGGCAAUUCAAGGAAAUACGGUAUGUGUUCUUAAAAAUAGAUAGAUGGAUAGAUUCUCUAAAUUUGGGCCCCUGAAGAAAAAUAAUUGCCCUGGCCUGCUUUAUGGGCUCCAUAUUUUAACAAUCCAGGACAAAAACGAAUUACGGUAAAUUAGCUGAGAUAGGCGCCAGCGCCCCCCGCGACCCCGAAAGGGAAUAAGCGGUAGGAAAUGGAUGGAUGGAUGGAAAUAAAAAAACACAAACAAGAAAUCAACAGAGGAAAGUUAAUUUGCUGUUGUGCUCAUACUUAGCAUUUUUAAAUUCACAUUUUAUCCCUCCCGCGAGGUUAAUCUUCACCUAUUUAAACUUGCAUGGCAAUAAAUUAUGCAAAUGAGGCGAUGACGUCAUCUAGCGGCUUCUAUGACAGCCAAUAGCAACUUUGCUUACUGGGGAGUUGGCAACACUGGUCCCCUCGCUGUCAACGCACCACCAGAGCUUCGAUAAAGAACAUACUGUGUAGGGCAGAGCGUUAAACAAAUAUAUUAUCACAUGUUAUGUUUUGAAAAUAACGGGUGUGAAAAACUGAGAUUUCGGAUUUGUUAAAGCCGUCAAAACGGCGUUUGCUACAGGUGCUGCUCGGCUCCUACAGCAUCCGUACAAGGUCGGGACAUAACGCGCCUUGUAAUUACCACCAACAUGUCCCAGGUUGCUUUUUUUAGGGCUUUAACACGCCCUGGAACUGACGUGAUGGUCUAGCUGAGAGGAGUCAUUAAACUGGGCAAAGGAGAAGCUAAAGUAGCCGCGAGCUACGAGCUAGCUGUGACGUCAUGGCAGACUCCGCCAAGAAGAAGCAAAAGAAGAGAGUGAGGACGGCCGAAGCGAAGGAAAGGAAAAGAGACUUGGACCGAGUGAGGGACCGGACGAGAGUCAACAUUGGACACGCAUUUACAGGCUGGAGACAACUGCGAGAAGAGGUUGGCUGCAAGACCGACGAGGAGCUGGCCUUCGUGCUUCUGGACUCGUAUCAGAAGGUGACUCAAAGAACAUACGAGGAAUGUCCCUUGCAGACCAGAAACCAGGAAUUAAAAGACUAUGUUUGUGAACUCCAGAUGUCUAUUAUGCAGAGGACCACUGCAUCUGCCGCUCUCGAGCCGUUAUCAACAUUCGCAGACUCGAGGUUACUCGGGCCUCUUUCAGAGGAAACCAUAAAGUCAGAACCGGUUGACGAGCAAAACAUUGACUAUCAUCUUCUGGAAACGUCCAAUGAGCCAGAAGACAACCACAACCAUUGUUUAAUCCGAGAGUCACAGUGGACAUUAGCUGAGGAGGAGAAGAGUCUCCAUAUAGAAUCAGUUUGUGCGUGUGAGGAAGAGAUCAACAUGCUUUCUCCUAUAAAAGAUGAACCGGCAGAAGAUGGUGGCAAUUGUCCACACUGCGGCAUUAAGUUGGAAAACGAGGACCUUUUGAAAACCCACCAGUGCUUAGAAGAUGAAUCGUCCGAUUCUAACUCUGACUCUGACUCUGAAUCUGACUCUGACUCUGACAUGUCACCUUUUGAUGACAUCACAGAUGAGCAAGGCAGCAAUUCAGACUACAUUCCUGGCACAUGUGUUUGGGGUCAGAAGGAGACAAAAAUAUCAUCAGAGAAUUAUCCUUUGCAGACCGGGAAGGCAGAGAAUACCUUAAAUGACACUGAGGCUGACUAUGAAGACCACACAGAUGAGCACCUUCAGGAUACGUCCAUGGAGGAUCCCAAACCUAACCAGCUUCGGCCCAGGGCCAAGAAGGUCGUCGACUGUCCAACCUGUGGCCGAGUGUUCCCUCAUAACACUGCCCUCAAACGCCAUCUUGUCAUCCACACGGGGAGCAGGCCUUUCAAGUGCUUCAUAUGUGGAAGAGGCUUCACGCAGAGUGGGAACCUCAAAACACACAUGAAGGUUCACAAAGGAGAGUCAAAAUGGACGUUAGCUGAGGAGAAGAGUCCCACUACAGAAUCGCCCUCAGUCACCAAUCAUGUGUGUGGGGAGUGUGGAAUGAACUUCCCCCUGAAAGAUCAACUUGAAGAACACCGCGGCAGUCACAAAAAGCCUUACGCUUGUCCAGUCUGCGGCAAGCCGUUCAAAAACAUAGAGUCCUUAAAAAUCCACAGCCGUAUUCACACCGCCAACUCGCCGUUCGCCUGCUCCGAGUGCGGAAAGACUUUCAUCUCGUCGUGCAGCCUCAAGCGACACGAGUUGGCCCACCGCGGGGAAAAGAACUACCACUGCGAGCAGUGCGGCAAGGCCUUCCUGUAUGCCUCCUACCUCGCGGUGCACCUCAAAACUCACAGCGGAGAACGCCCUCACCUGUGCGCCAUCUGCGGGAAAAGUUACACACGUGCCGAGACACUUAAAGUGCACCUGAGGGUUCACACCGGAGAGAAACCAUACACCUGCGAAGUAUGUGGGAAGUCUUUUUAUUACUUUCAGGGCUACAGAUCGCAUAGGAUGAUUCACGAAAAGAAGCCAAAACCUCCAACAAAGCCAUUGGGGAGACCUAAACAACAAACUGAGGUGUAAUUCACCCUUUAUUGGGAAAAAAACAUUCUUCAUCUGUGUUACUAAUGUACUGUCUGAAAGCUGAGCUGAAUAUGAAGCACCGAUUCACUUGCUGCUAUUCUGUUUAUAAGAAUUGAUUGAAAAUACAUUUCUGGUCCUUUUUCAUCUUGUUGAACACGUUUCAGUGUUGUAAUUUAUAUCAACCUAAUUUAGACAUUCUAUUUAAAGGAAUGUUUCAUAGUAAUGCCAGAAUGUGUCUUGUUGGGACGGCGUGGCGCAGUGGGAGAGUGGCCGUGCCCAACCCAAGGGUCCCUGGUUCAAAUCCCACCUAGUACCAACCUCGUCACGUCCGUUGUGUCCUGAGCAAGACACUUCACCCUUGCUCCUGAUGGGUGCUGGUUGGCGCCUUGCAUGGCAGCUCCCUCCAUCAGUGUGUGAAUGUGUGUGUGAAUGGGUAAAUGUGGAAGUAGUGUCAAAGCGCUUUGAGUACCUUGAAGGUAGAAAAGCGCUAUACAAGUACAACCCAUUUAUUUAUUUAUUUGUUUGAUUGGUUUUCAGAGGAAUUACAAUUUGUCAGAACCGUCUUUAAACUGAAGCCAUUGCUCCAGUGACCAUGUUGGAAUACAUCUGAGUCAAGAUUGUUUUUCCAGACUGAUUUGUUUCACAUACUCUAGCCACACGUUCGGUAAGUCUUUUAUACAAUUUCAUUUUACAAACCCCGUUUCCAUAUGAGUUGGAAAAUUGUGUUAGAUGUAAAUAUAAACAGAAUACAAUGAUUUGCAAAUCAUUUUCAAGCCAUAUUCAGUUGAAUAUGCUACAAAGACAAGAUAUUUGAUGUUCAAACUCAUAAACGUUUUUUUCGUGCAAAGAAUCAUUAACUUUAGAAUUUGAUGCCAGCAACACGUGACAAAGAAGUUGGGAAAGGUGGCAAUAAAUACUGAUAAAGUUGAGGAAUGCUCAUCAAACACUUAUAUGGAACAUCCCACAGGUGUGCAGGCUGGGAACAGGUGGGUGCCAUGAUUGGGUAUAAAAGCAGCUUCCAUGAAAUGCUAAGUAAUUCACAAACAAGGAUGGGGGGAGGGUCACCACUUUGUAAGCAAAUUGUCGAACAGUUUUAGAACAACAUUUCUCAACGAGCUAUUGCGAGGAAUUUAGGGAUUUUACCAUCUGCGGUCGUAAAAUCAUCAAAAGGUUUAGAUUAUGUGGAGAAAUCACUGCACGUAAGCGAUGAUAUUAUGGACCUUUGAUCCCUCAGGCGGUACUGCAUCAAAAACCGACAUCAGUGGGUAAAGGAUAUCACCACAUUGGCUCAGGAACACUUCAGAAAACCACUGUCAGUAACUACAGUUGGUCGCUACAUCUGUAAGUAUAAGUUAAAACUCUACUACGCAGAGCGAAUGCCAUUUAUCAACAACACUGAGGAACGCUGCUGGCUUCGCCGGGCCCGAGCUCAUCUAAGAUGGACUGAUGCAAAGUGGAAAAUUGUUCUGUGGUCUAACGAGUCCACAUUUCAAAUUAUAUUUGGAAACUGGACGUGGUGACUUCCGGAACAAAAAGGAAAAUACCCAUCCGGAUUGUUAUAAGCGCAAAGUUGAAAAGCCAGCAUCUGUGAUAGUAUGGGGGUGUAUUAGUGCCCAAGGCAUGGGUAACUUACACAUCUGUGAAGGCACCAUUAAGGCUGAAUGGUCCAUACAGGUUUUGGAGCCACAUAUGUUGUCAUCCAAGCAAUGUUAUCAUGGACGCCCCUGUUUAUUUCAGCAAAACAAUGCCGAGCCACAUGUUACAACAGCGUGGCUUCGUAGUAAAAGAGUGCGAGUACUUUCCUGGCACGCCUGCAGUCCAGACAUGUCUCCCAUCAAAAAUUGUGGCGCUUUAUGAAGCGUAAAAUAUGACAACAAGACUGUUGAACAACUUUAAGCUGUACAUCAAGCAAGAAUGGUAAAGAAUUCCACUUUCAAAGCUUCAACAAUUAGUUUCCUCAGUUCCCAAAUGUGUUGUUAAAAGAAAAGGUGAUGUAACACAGUGGUGAACAUGCCCUUUCCCAACUACUUUGGCACGUGUUGCAGCCAUGAAAUUCGAAGUUAAUUAUUAUUUGCAAAAAAAAAAAAAAGUUUAUGAGUUUGAACAUCAAAUAUCUUGUCUUUAUUUAGACAUUGUAUUUGAAGGAAUGCUUCAUAGUAAUGCCAGAAUGUGUUUUGUUUGAUUGUUGACUGGUUUUCAGAGGAAUUAAAAGUCGUCAGAACCGUCUUCAAACUCAAGCCAUUGCUCCAGUGAUCCAUGUUGGAAUACAUCUGAGUCGGAUUGUUUUUCCAGACUGAUUUGUUUCACAUACUCUAGCCACAGAUUCUGUAAGUCUUUAAUACUAUUUGGUUUAAUUUUUAAAAACUUUUUGUAGUGGGUUCACAUCGACUAAAAGCUGUAAGUACAAUUUCAAUAUUGUACGUUUUACACUUACAUGGGUGUCAAACUCAUUUUUAUUGAGGGCCAUCUCAGAAUUAUGGCUGCGCUUGUAACAGUAAAUAAUGUCAAUGUAAAGAUUUGCUUCAUGAUAUUGUAUGAUAUGUGUUAGGUUAUGAAGUGGAGGGAAUUAUAUUUAUAUAGCGCUUUUCUCUAGUGACUCAAAGCACUUUUACAUAGUGAAACCCAAUAUCUAAGUUACAUCCAAACCAGUGUGGGUGGCACUGGUAGCAGGUGGGUAAAGUGUCUUGCCCAAGGACACAACGGCAGUGCCUCGGAUGGCAGAAGCGGGGUUCGAACUUGGAACCCUGAAAUUGCUGUCACAGCCACGCUAUACCACCCCGCCAUCGUUAUGAUAUAUUUUUUACCUACACUGUAAAAAUAUAUAUAUAUAUU